AUGGCGUGGACCGUCCAUGCUGGACAAAUGUCACCGAAGAACCAGAGCAACGUUGGACAUGAAGAUAUAACAUUUCGGAACUCUGCCCGACACAAUGUGCAUACCGAUUUCACGAAGCCGAUGACGAAGGGAUCAAGCUCUUAUCGCAGCAGCAAGCAGCCCCUCUGUGGUCCCCAAGCCGAAGCAACGCGAAGCAACUGUCGCACAACACCACAAGAUCCAUCCCGCGAUACCAUCAUUUGUACAACCAACGAAUACCAAUUCUGUUUCCGUGUACUGCUCCACCUUCUGCUUCGAGUUGCAGAUUACGGACUCGCCGACUCCAUCCGCCAAAGCCUCCAACAACAUCGCCGAACCCCUCAAUUCUACAAGAUGUCGGACGGAAAGGAAGUCAAGAUAACGCUCGAGUCGUUGCCCAAGAUCCUCGAAAAUGAUACCAAGGUCAAACUCGCCGGUAUCGACGUCGAUGGAAUGCUUCGCGGGAAAUUGAUUUCCAAGAAGAAGUUUCUAGGUAUUGCCAAAGAAGGUUUUGGGUUCUGCUCUGUGAUCUUCGGAUGGGAUAUGCAUGAUCAGACCUAUUUCAAAGAAUUGAAGAUUAGCAACGCUGAAAAUGGAUACCAUGAUAUUAUUGCCAUUCCAGAUCUUAGCAGCUUCAGGAGGAUUCCUUGGGAGGACAAUGUUCCGUUCUUCCUGGUCAGCUUCUUUGACCCAGAUAGUCAAGAGCCAGUGAGUGUGUGCCCGCGAGGUCUACUAAAGACUGCUUUGGAGAAGAUCCAAGCAAAAGGACUAGGUGCUAUGGCUGGAGCCGAGUACGAGUUCUUCCAAUUCAAAGCACCCUCCAACAAUCCAGAAGGCCCCCUCGCGGAACGAAAUAACUCGUCAACGGCAACUUUCCUCCAGAAUAACCCAGUAAACUCGCUUCCAUCGUUGACUGAGGGUAUGUUUGGAUACAGUUUGACCAGGCCUGUACACAAUCAAGAUUAUUAUUAUGGGAUAUUUGAUGCGUGCGAAAAGUUCAACUGCGGAAUAGAAGGCUGGCAUACAGAAAGUGGACCUGGAGUGUUUGAAGCCGCCCUGUCGUUUGGAGAGAUCCAGCAAAUGGCAGAUAAAGCAAGUCUAUUCAAAUAUGUUGUAAAAUCAGUCGCUACCAAAUACGGAAUCACACCAUGUUUUAUGGCAAAGCCACGGCAAGGUCUGCCAGGAAACAGUGGUCACAUGCAUAUUUCAAUUGUUGACGAAGAGGGAAAGAAUCUCUUCUUUCGCGAACAAAAGGAUACCAAUGCGCCAUGGAAAGACAUCGAGAACCUAUCAGAUAUGGGACGACAUUUCCUUGCUGGUCUCUUAGAGGGUCUGCCAGAUGUUAUGCCACUCGUUGCACCUACUGUGAAUUCGUAUAAACGCCUUGUCGAGAACUUUUGGGCGCCUGUGACAGUAUCUUGGGGAUUGGAGCACCGAGCUGCUUCCAUUAGACUAAUUGCACCACCAACGUCGAAACCAGGAGCCACUCGUUUUGAAGUGCGAGUUCCAGGAGCAGAUGCGAAUCCAUUCUAUGUUCUUUCUGCCAUUCUCGCUUUAGGCUGGAGAGGUGUGGAGAAGAAAUUGGAAAUCAAACAACCACCACUUGGAAAGGGACAGGAUGUUGGUGGAAAAGCCGACCCAGGCGUCAGGCUCGCGAAAAGUCUCAAGGAAGCAACUGAGAGGUUUGCAAGACCAGAAAGUGUUGCUCGAGAGGUGUUUGGCGAUGAGUUUGUUGAGCACUAUGCCGGGACAAGAGAGCAUGAAAUCAGAUUGUGGGACGAGGCGGUAACAGACUGGGAGGUUCGGAGAUAUAUCGAGACAGUGUGA
Molecule: messenger RNA, 1845 nt
Organism: Glarea lozoyensis ATCC 20868
Lineage: Eukaryota; Fungi; Ascomycota; Leotiomycetes; Helotiales; Helotiaceae
Product: Glutamine synthetase/guanido kinase
Exons: 5
Coding region: 1-1845 (614 amino acids)
Molecular function (GO): glutamine synthetase activity
Source: RefSeq, a predicted model, not a curated record